Molecule: messenger RNA, 347 nt
Organism: Paramecium sonneborni
Lineage: Eukaryota; Ciliophora; Oligohymenophorea; Peniculida; Parameciidae
Source: the annotation of a GenBank genome assembly
AUGAUUAUUUUAGAUAAAUAUUUUUUAUUAGUUAAUAAUAAAAAGAUAAAACUAUAAAUUGAAUAAAGUUUAAAAAGAAAGAAAUUGUUAUUAAAGCAUUUGGGCAAUCAAAAGGUAUAUUAAAUCUAAUUAGAUAGAUGGAUGAUGAUAUAGUUUUUAGUAAAGGAGUAUAAAUUGGAGAUAAGAAGAUGAGAUAUAUAGAUUUGAUAUAUAGAUUUGAUAUAAUAUUAAAAAUAAUGAUAUAAAAUAAAGAAAUUAAUUAGAAAAAGUGCGUAAAUAUUUUAAUAAAUGAUGAGAUUGAUAGAUAUGAUAAUAGUAAAUGCUAGAGAAAUUAGUUAUAAGUGUGA